CUGUCGAUGAGAUGGACUACGACCUACAGGAUAGCAUGGACAGCACGGUGGCUUAUGCAGUGCAGUUGGCCAUGAAGGACAAGGAGGAGCGACUGGUAGAUCAGGCUCUCGACCGGAUACGACACGCGCAGGUUCAGGGCCAGAAGAACGUGCGUUUAUCGAAACGGGAGCUAGAGGCGAUAGAACGCAUGCGGACCGGGUCGAGAAGCGGAACCGAGCAAGAUACCCGUGCCAACGCUUGGAAAGGGACGUUGUUUGACAAUCGAUACCUGAAGCCUCCUGAAAGUUCCAGCCAGCGAGUUGCAGGGGAAGCACCUCGUAGUGGUGGUUCCUAUGUGUCAUCCUCCCCGAGAAAGCACAGCGUGCCGUCUCCCCUUGCAGAAAACAACAGUGCUUAUGCCUUUUGGGCGCGCACUUCGGGUGCUUCUCACAACCCCGAAGCCUCACCCCGAUCGCCAUCUUCUCGCUCUCAGUCUAGUCACACGCCCCCUCGAUCUCCACUUCAGCCAGCUUACUCCCUGGAGCGUUUACCAGCAGUACCUCUUGUUCGCAAUCCUGGCUCCAUGCGGAGGCCGGCCUUCACGCGUCCUCUCCACGACGAUACCCAAUGGGUAUCCUCCCAUCGGCCCCUUCAUCCUAUAGAAUCUCCGUCGUACCCGCUAGAUCCUCGACGCGACUCGGUCGGCCAUUCAGGAAAGACAUCGAUAUCUAGUUAUCGGAAUAUUUUUGACGAUCGUCCUAACAGCGCACGGAGUGCGACUAUGAAUCAAGGGUGGCCGGGGAGAGUGACGGAGCAAUACCCCCGAGAGGAUGGAGCAAAUCGAAGCAGUGGGUUGGAGGACAGUAGCGAUGAAGUGCACAUAGUAGACGUGUUGGAGCGGCGAGUGCCGCUUGGCAUGCCAACGCGGGUGCCAGUUGGGAGAGGAAGUUAUCAUCGCGGCAGUCGUCCCUGAAGCUCCGUAUGCUUGUGCCUGUAACCUAUGAAGCGUGUCCUGGAGAUUUGUUUGGAUUAGAGUGUCCUUUAGCUAUCCGACUCAAAAGCAAUUGUCAUUGUCACCGUGCGAUGCGAAGAUCCUAGCAGGUACGUGGAUACGUGGUAACUUAUUUGGCGGGGUGGAUCAAACAAGGAAGAAGUACCAACGUAACUGGUUCACGACUAGCCUAGCAAGUGGGUUUAGAGUCAGCAUAUGAAUAUGGAUAUGAAUAUAUACAUAUAUAUGUAUUAUUUGAGCGUAAGUAUAGUAACUGAGCGGGCUGCCUUCGGAUGUAAUCACCUGACCCAAGAAAGAAAAGGGAAAGGGAUAGAGAAA
This is a messenger RNA of Aspergillus aculeatinus CBS 121060, 1310 nucleotides long. RefSeq lists its product as uncharacterized. Lineage: Eukaryota; Fungi; Ascomycota; Eurotiomycetes; Eurotiales; Aspergillaceae. The transcript has a single exon. The record is from RefSeq and is a predicted model, not a curated record. The coding region runs from base 12 to 953 and encodes 313 amino acids.